GAAAAAGGAUUUGGUCCAAGAGGACAAAGGCAGUCCACCUUUCUAGAUGACAUGGUCUAUUAUAACUUAGCCCUCAGUGUUGCUUUGAUGUUUGACUCAGAUGCUCAGACUACACUGACAAGAGAGAAAAUGGAUUUUGCAGCUCACAACCAAUACACAUAUCCCAACCAAGUUGAGAGAGAAGCUAUGAUAUUAUCUUCAUAUGGUGGAAUACUAAUUAACAGCAUUCCUAUAGAAAAGAUCUCUGAGAUUUACAGCAUGAGACCCACAGCAACACACUGGCAGAGCUCUGCAAAAGACCACUGGAUUCAACCUUUCAAGAUCUCCCUGCAUCUGUCUGCCAUGCUGAGUGCCCCUGAAGCUGCAGAACAUGCCCGGAAGCAAAGCAUCAAGUACCAGACACCAACAGCACAUCAAAAGCAAGGCACUCAUUCAGCAAGGAGAGCUAAAAAGGACUGCAAGCAACUGGACACUGUGACCAGAGGAAAGCAACACGGUGACAAACUAGCUACAGAAGCAAAACAAGGAAUCUCUCCAAGGAAGCCUGGAACAAACUCAAAAGUGAGGAAAGCGAAUGAAGCAAAGACACAACAAAGACCUAGACUUCGUGUACUUCACUUAGUUAAUGCAAGUACCUACCCUUUUGGUACUCCCUCUCCUGUUGGUUGGUUGGCAUCUGAUUGUCUGCACACAAAAAUCAAGCCCAGCACAUCAUAUGGUUUGCUGCUCACAUGUUCAGACAGCCAGAACUAG
Molecule: messenger RNA, 753 nt
Organism: Vidua macroura (Pin-tailed whydah)
Lineage: Eukaryota; Metazoa; Chordata; Aves; Passeriformes; Viduidae
Gene: C7H2orf80
Product: chromosome 7 C2orf80 homolog
Source: RefSeq, a predicted model, not a curated record